Messenger RNA from Daldinia vernicosa, 1629 nucleotides. RefSeq names its product glycoside hydrolase family 18 protein. NCBI's taxonomy places the organism in Eukaryota, Fungi, Ascomycota, Sordariomycetes, Xylariales, Hypoxylaceae. Bases 395 to 1411 code for a protein of 338 amino acids. Gene Ontology annotation, biological process: carbohydrate metabolic process. The record is from RefSeq and is a predicted model, not a curated record. Gene Ontology annotation, molecular function: chitinase activity. The transcript has a single exon. Gene Ontology annotation, cellular component: extracellular region.
CUAUAAUUCGCGACUAAACUAAUAUAUUUGUUUAAUAUUAAAUAUUAAACAUUUAAGCUAUGCAUACCAUUUGCACUUCUGCGCUUUACUUAUAAGCGUCGAGACAAUGAAGGCACAUUCUGUGAAAGCGACUCUAAGAAUUAUAGACAGGGCUGCUACCUUGGAGGCACUAAGCUUAUUUUGACAGUCGGCCCCAAUUUUUCACUAUUGGUGAGAGCUUUCCUCAUCCACCACUGCUUCAUUCACGAAGCACGAAGCCGAUGAGAGUGAAAACAUUAAGUCAGCGCUACUACUAUAUACCUCAUGUAUUAGGUACUCUUAUUUUUAAUUUUCAAUGUUCGACUCCGUAUUAGAGUCUACCUUGUCUUUCUUUCAAGUCUUUGACUAAAGCAUCAUGGCAUCGUUGCCGGCGGGGACAACCCCUCGCCUCGUUGUGUACCACCAGACUAUCCACGAUUCCAACAGUAACCAUAUCUCAAUAUUGCCCUUAAUCACGAAGCCUGACAUAUCGAUUACACACCUGAUCGUGGCCGCCAUCCACAUCAACGAAAAUCCAAAUGGCUUAACACUCAAUGACCAUCCCCCCUCAGACCCGCGAUACAUUACCAUGUGGGCAGAGAUGCGCAUUGCUCAAGCUAGCGAUAUCAAGGUCCUUGGUAUGUUAGGCGGAGCGGCUAAGGGUUCUUAUACUCGACUCGAUCAAGAUCAGGAGACCUUUGAGAAGUACUACGGUCCUCUCUACGAUCUUAUCCGAGAAAGAGAUCUGAACGGCCUCGACUUAGAUGUUGAAGAGCAAAUGUCGCUAGGGGGCAUCGUGCGCCUUAUCGAUAGACUCAGAGCGGACUUCGGUCCCGACUUCAUCAUUACUCUUGCGCCGGUCGCAACAGCUCUCCUCGAUCCAAGACGUAAUCUUAGCGGCUUCGAUUAUGAGGCCCUAGAAGUUAUGCGCGGGAAGCAAAUUGCUUGGUAUAAUGCCCAGUUCUAUUGUGGAUGGGGCGAUGCUAGUACUCCCGUAAUGUAUGAAAUGUGCAUCGCAAGAGGCUGGCCGCCGGAAAAGGUUGUCGUUGGUCUUGUGACGGCGCCAGAUAACGGACCCGGCUGGGUGCCUUUCGAAGUUUUGGGACCGACGCUGGCAGUCCUGCGUCACCAGUUCUCUAAAUUUGGAGGUGUCAUGGGAUGGGAAUACUUCAAUGGCCUGCCAGGAGGCAAAGAGCGACCUUGGGAAUGGGCUCAGCGCAUAACGAAGCUGUUAGGUGACACUCGAGUUUGGGACACAGAAAGUACCAACGUAAAGAAGGCUCAUGGUAGAGGGGUUGUCGAAAUAGAUCCGGACGCUGGUAAUGGUCCGGAUCUAGAGAUUCCUCAAAGUUUCGAGUAUUACUCUGAUGGCUUGGAUGAGGAUGCCAACUAAGUUGGUCUUGGUACGGAAUGAGUCACUAUAGGUGCGUCAGGGUCGUACUUAGAAUUGCAUGUGUUGCCCAAGUCUCGUAGUGACUGUAUAGACCGUCAAGGAGAACACUCAUAUUGCCCAUGUCAGGACAAUGCCAUCCUAAAGCGGGAUCGCAAAUGAUGAAUUCCAACAUUCAGCGCAUUUUAACAGCGUAUAUAGAUUCACCACGAUUUAUUAUG